AUGUUACCAGACUUUUUGGUCAUGCAUCCAUCAGGUCCAUUUUUCCAACUAAUUCCAGUUGGAUAUGAUAAAGCAUUAGAAAAAUAUCCAGAAUUAGAUGAAGAACAAGAUAUUGAUUAUAUAGAAAGUUCUGCUAGUGCAUCUAUGCAUGUUAGUUCUGAUGCUUAUUUCGAUAAUUUAACAAUAUUAACACAAUUCGAGCGAUUAUUUAAAUUACUAGAGUCCAAAGAAUGCUACAACAACCAUAAAAUCGAAAUUAUAGUGGAUAAUGUUCGUAAUCAUUCAGCUCGUGCUUAUAAUUUAUUAGAUUUUAGAAAAAAGGAGUUUCAACACGUUGUCCUGUAG
Rotaria sordida is the source of this 345-nucleotide messenger RNA. NCBI's taxonomy places the organism in Eukaryota, Metazoa, Rotifera, Eurotatoria, Philodinida, Philodinidae. The record is from the annotation of a GenBank genome assembly.